Cololabis saira (Pacific saury) is the source of this 2430-nucleotide messenger RNA. RefSeq names its product SET domain containing 6, protein lysine methyltransferase (gene setd6). The transcript has 9 exons. Bases 49 to 1581 code for a protein of 510 amino acids. Gene Ontology annotation, biological process: peptidyl-lysine monomethylation. Gene Ontology annotation, molecular function: protein binding; protein-lysine N-methyltransferase activity. Gene Ontology annotation, cellular component: nucleus. NCBI's taxonomy places the organism in Eukaryota, Metazoa, Chordata, Actinopteri, Beloniformes, Belonidae. The record is from RefSeq and is a predicted model, not a curated record.
GACCACGUGACUCCCCGCGACCACGUGGCUGCAGUCCUCUCUCUCACGAUGGCGACGGCAGCCAAGAGACCCAAGGUAGAAGGCUCGGAGAGGCUGCAGAACUUCCUCCAGUGGUGCCGAACCGCUGGCCUGGUCCUCAGCACCAAGGUCUGUGUGAGUACAGAGGGAACCGUGGCCGAUUAUGGGAUGGUUGCUACGGACGACAUCCAUGACGGGGAGGUGUUGUUCACCAUCCCACGGUCGGCUCUUCUCCACCAGGGAACCACAAAGGUUUCUGCCUUGUUGGAAGCAGGGAAGCAGGAUCUGCAGAGUUCCUCCGGCUGGGUUCCCCUGCUGCUGGCGCUGCUGCACGAGUACACCACCCCCCAGUCCCGCUGGACGCCCUACCUGUCCCUGUGGCCCGACUUCAGCGCGCUGGACCAGCCCAUGUUCUGGUCCAGGGCGGAGCGGGACGGGCUGCUGAGGGGGACGGGCGUCCCCCGGGCCGUGGAGACGGACCUGUCCAACAUCCAGAGAGAGUACCAACACGUGGCCCUGCCGUUCAUGAGGAGACACCCGGACGUGUGGAGCCCCGGCACGCACACGCUGCAGCUGUACACGCGGCUGGUGGCCUUCGUCAUGGCCUACAGCUUCACGGAGCCGCGAGGAGAGGAUGGUGAUGAAGAGGAGGAUGAUGAAGAGGAGGAUGAGGAGGAGGCCCCCGGUCCUCCCAUGAUGGUUCCCAUGGCAGACAUGCUGAACCACGUGUCCCGGCACAACGCUCAGCUGGAGUUCACGGCGGACAGUCUGAAGAUGGUGUCCAUGCGCUACAUCCGCAGAGGGGAGGAAGUGUUCAACACCUACGGGCAGCUGGCCAACGCGCAGCUGCUGCACAUGUACGGCUUCACGGAGCCGUAUCCCAGCAACGCCAACGACACGGCCGACGUCCCCGUCAGCAACCUGCUCGCGGCCGCCAGACGAGGUGACGGAGCAGAGGGAGCAGAGAAGAGCGUAAACGCUCAGAAAGCCGUGGGGAGUGGAGCGGAGCUGGAGCGGGUGGAGCUGGAGCAGCUGGUGGAGGCGCGGGUGGAGCUGGAGCAGCUGGUGGAGGCGCGGGUGGAGCUGGAGCAGCUGGUGGAGGCGCGGGUGGAGCUGCUCUCCGAGACCAUGCAGGAGAAGGGAGCCUUCGUCUUCAGCGAGCAGGGAUGCCUCACCGACUCUGAGCUGCACGCCGCCCUCAAGGUCCUGUGCAUGACCAAGGAAGAGCUGGUGGAGUUCAGAGACAAUGAAGGAUGGGAGGAAGACGACGAGGACGACGAGACGUCCCACGCCUUCUCCAACGAGGGUCUUCCUGGACUGAAGGCGUCGUGGAAGCGACUGAUUCACGAAGCGACCCGGCUGACUCUGGGGUCGUACAGAGACGGGGGGGCGGAGGACGGAGCCGCGGACGGAGACACGGAUGGAGACACGGACGGAGACCGGCUGCUGAUGGAGGACGAGGCGGCGCUGCAGAGACUGAGCUCCCGGCAGGGGAAGGCCCUGCAGGUCCGCUACGGCCAGAAGAGGAUCCUGUACCGGCUGCUGGAGCUCACCCAGUCCUGAGCUGGAACCGGGACUGGAGCUCCUAGAAUGGAAUCAUUUCCUGAAAAUGGAAUAAAAUGUGCACUUAACUCAAUCGAAAAGGUAAUAAAAUCCAAUAAUGUAAUAACUUCACCAAUAAUGUAAUAAAAUAUCCUGACUGAUAUUGUAAUAACAUUUUUACCGAUAAUGUAAUACCUUAUUACAUUAUUGGGAAUUUAUUACAUUUUCAGGCCCGUCUUUUUUUUUUUUUUUUUUCAAAACUGAUAAUGUAAUACUUGACAAAUAGUAAUAUAUAUGUUCAUUUUCAGUCCAGAGUUCUACAUUUUGUGUUUUAAGUAUCUAAGAAUGUUUUAUACGCUGGAUUUGAAACACCAGAAUGACUAUUGGGUUAAAUUGCAGACUUUGAGUUCCAUGUAAUAAAUUCCCAAUAAUGUAAUAAUGUAUUACAUUAUCGGUAAAAAUGUUAUUACAAUAUCCAUCAGGAUAUUUUAUUACAUUAUUGGUGAAGUUAUUUAUAUUAUUGGGUUUUAUUACAUUUUCGAUUGAGUUAAGUGCAAAUGUUAUUACAUUUUCAGGAAAUGAUUACAUUAUAGGGUGAAAUGAUUACAUUAUAGGGUGCUACAAGGAGCACUCAGCACAUUCUUCAUCUGAAAUAUGAACAACGUCCUCUAACAUUUUAAUGUUUUCUUUUGUGUUGCUGUUAUCAAUAAACACCAUGAAAAUGGUCAUUUUCUCAAGAAGAAAAUUAGCAAAUUGAUUGGAAUUAUCCUUCCAAUCAAGAGGUGUGAAGUCAUUUCAAAGGAAACGUUAAACUUGACACUAAAUCUGUAUGAACGUUCAGACUUUUCCAUAAUAAAACCAAAGAAAGGG